Molecule: messenger RNA, 1293 nt
Organism: Stegodyphus dumicola
Lineage: Eukaryota; Metazoa; Arthropoda; Arachnida; Araneae; Eresidae
Product: choline-phosphate cytidylyltransferase B-like
Biological process (GO): CDP-choline pathway
Molecular function (GO): phosphatidylcholine binding; choline-phosphate cytidylyltransferase activity
Source: RefSeq, a predicted model, not a curated record
AUGUUUCUGUUGAAUUGUCUUUAUCUUGUAGAUCAAAUGGUAUGGAAAAGCACUGUAGAACUCGAAAGAGAACACGAGCUGAAGCAUGUUUAGGAAAUAGUUCUAAAAGUAAUUGCACAAAUGGACAAAGAACAUUAUAUCCAAAUAGACCAGUCAGCUCUGCUUUGUAUCGCCCUGCUCCUUUCAACGAUGAACCAGAAGCAAUGGCAGAAAGAGAUCGUUGUGAUUAUUCAAUAAAAAUUACCAAGGAAAUGGCUGAAAGUGGCACAGCUCCUCGACCAGUCCGAGUGUAUGCUGAUGGAAUUUAUGAUUUAUUUCAUCAAGGACAUGCUAGGCAACUUAUGCAAGCAAAAAAUGCAUUUCCUGUUGUAUAUCUUAUUGUUGGAGUGAAUAGUGAUUUUCUCACUCAUCAAAAUAAGGGAAAGACAGUUAUGACAGAUGAAGAGCGAUAUGAAGGCAUUCGGCAUUGUCGAUAUGUUGAUGAAGUUGUAAGAGAUGCCCCAUGGAUAAUAGAUGACAAAUUCUUGGAAGAAAAUAAGAUAGAUUUUGUUGCUCAUGAUGAUCUUCCAUAUGCUAUGGGAUCUGAAGAUGAUGUGUACAAAGGUAUUAAAGAAAGAGGGAUGUUUGUUGCAACAGAGCGGACAGAAGGAGUUUCAACAUCAGAUUUAGUGGCUCGAAUUGUUCGAGAUUAUGAUAUGUAUGUCCGCCGAAAUUUAGAUCGAGGGUACAGUGCAAAAGAAAUGAAUGUUUCAUUUCUUAAUGAAAAAAAGUUUUUGCUACAGAAUAAAAUGGACAAAAUAAAAGGGAAAUUGGAAGGUAAAAGGCAUGAAAUCAUUCACAAAUGGGAAGAAAAGUCUAGAGAAUUCAUAAAUAAUUUUUUAGAUUUAUUUGGUAAAGAUGGCAGACUGAAUACCUUUUGGAAAGAGAGUAAAGGAAGAUUAAGGCAAGCACUCUCUCCAGCUAGCACACCUCCUGGAAGUCCAUUGCGAAGACGAGCUCGUUCAGCAUCUCCUCCUGCAAAAUCACGUCGAAUAGAGACCAUGUCAAAUCGAGGCACUUCUUCUGAAGAAUCUUCUGAUGAAGAAUACGAGUGGCUUAGGGCUUAAAUUACAAAAUAAAAUUUCUGCCAUUCCACUGCAGAAAUCAAUUUUUAGUCAACCUGUGUUCAUUUUUCAUCUAUUUGAAUGAUAAUCUUGGUGAAAUAUAUUUGGUCUUCACUUAAUUUUUUGGAGUGUCCCGAAAAGAUUAACAUUACAGUGCUCAAAAUAAAUGAUUUAGAGUAAUAAGUUGUAA